Molecule: messenger RNA, 452 nt
Organism: Sphaeroforma arctica JP610
Lineage: Eukaryota; Ichthyosporea; Ichthyophonida
Exons: 2
Coding region: 1-348 (115 amino acids)
Molecular function (GO): oxidoreductase activity
Source: RefSeq, a predicted model, not a curated record
AUGACUAUAUCUCCACCCUCUGGCCCUGUCCACUCGUCGGCUGUAUCGUCUGCUGUUAGGAAUGGGAUUUUGUUGAUUGCCCAUACGCCGUUAGCGCAGGGAGUAGCUCUCACCAACGCCCAGGUCUUCCGAUGCGCCGCACUCUAUGGCAUCAAUGCAGCACAGAUUGUGCUGAGGUGGGCCAUGCAGAAGGGACUGAUUGUCAUUCCCACCGUGAUGAACAUCAAGCACCAACAAAUUGACUUUGAUAUUUGGAAUUUUGCGCUGACCGAUGGCGAUUUCUGGAAUAUCGACCUUCUGAAUAAAAAAGGGUCCAAAAUGUCCCGGGAUCCUAGUAGGGUGGACUGAAUUGGGCCAUCGCUCAAGUCCAUCAGUAGGUUGCGCUUGGAUUUGGAAUAUAAAGUAACUUUGCUCAUAUUUACCGCUUCAUCCGUGUAAACGGUGCUACAUGA